Labrus bergylta (ballan wrasse) is the source of this 4695-nucleotide messenger RNA. It is a transcript of the gene fbln2, whose product is annotated as fibulin 2. Gene Ontology annotation, cellular component: extracellular region. The record is from RefSeq and is a predicted model, not a curated record. Gene Ontology annotation, molecular function: calcium ion binding. Lineage: Eukaryota; Metazoa; Chordata; Actinopteri; Labriformes; Labridae.
GCAGAUCCUCGACAGUCUAAAAGUUCUCACUUGCGGCGUUUGGAGGACCUGUUGCCAGCUGCUCUCAAUAACACGAGAUAAAUAACCAACCCGGUGUCCAUAAACUGCUUCAGUCGUUAAACCGUCCAAAGUUUCCGCAGCUUCUCAUCGACUUUCUGUUCGCCUGCUGCACUGUCAUCCACUGCUGAUGUUGUGAGUAAUGGUCUUUCACGAGAGCAGAAUGCGCCAGAUUCCUUGAAGACAAACUAAAGGCCUUGGAUGAUACCUGAUCUUUAUUGAAUCUCGAGACGUACACCUGGGGCCAUGGCUUUUAUUGUAAGGGCAGAAGGAACUCUAGUAAGGAUUACAUUUCUCUUUCUUUACCUGAGUGUGGGCUCCUGCCAGCGUGACUGCACAGGCGUGGACUGUCCUCAGCUGGAGAACUGCAUCGAGGAAGGGCUGGAGAGUGGCGCCUGUUGCGCUUCGUGCCUACAGAAGGGGUGCACAUGUGAGGGGUACCAGUACUACGAUUGCGUCAACGCUGGAUUCAAGAACGGCAAGGUGCCAGACGGGGACUCUUACUUCGUCGACUACGGCAGCACGGAGUGUUCCUGCCCUGCCGGAGGAGGACGGAUCAGCUGCAACUUCAUCAGCUGUCCCGACCUGCCACCGAACUGCAUCGAGGUUUCAGAGCCCAUGGACAGCUGCAUGCAGUGCGAACGCGUCGGAUGCGUCCAGGAUGGCCAGAAAUACGACGCGGGACACUCGUUCCACAUUGACGCGUGCCAGGUCUGCCACUGCCCCACCGAAGGGGGGAAUCUUAUGUGCUACCCUGUGCCGGACUGUGACCCACAAAAGGUCAAAAACACGAUGUUGGCUGCAUCCAGAGAGGGGGCCACACCGGACAGGCACAACAGUUACUCCCUAAAUUUAGAGCCACAAAAGCACAUGGAUAAAAUCUCCACUCCUCAUCAGCUUCCUAUGAACGCGACUCUUCCUCUUUUUAAAGAGCUGCCUCUGUACAAAGAGGAUCCAGAAGAUUAUGAUUACGGUCCUAUAGAAUCUCCAGAGAACUACCAUCAAUCUCUGGUCUUCUCCACCCAGCCCCCCUCCUCCAACAAAGUCCCCUCUGUGUCCCGGGGCUCUGACAGACCUGACAGAACGGCGGCUCUUCAGGGCUUUGACAGACAGAACAAGCUGGAGCUGAGAGAGAGAUACGGAGUUCACCAUCCCGAGGACAGAGGGGAAGUGACAGAAAGUCCCCCGAGAGGAGAGCCGAGUACUGUCAGACCUCAUAUGCACACGGGCGCUACCACUUCAUGGCAGCCAUCACAGGGUCUAGACAGCGCGCAGAGUGAAACAUUCAGUGAUCUUAGUGCACAGACGGAUGUGGAGAAUCCACUGCACGGACUAAAAAGUUCAGACAGAAUCAUGUAUCGACCACACCCAGAUUUAAGAAGUGAAAUGCACCCAGAGGAUCUACAUAGGAGUUCAGAGAGAGCAGUUCAACAGAGAGUCACUGAGACAUAUAACCUGAAGACAUCUGAUGGUGUGACGGCCGAUGGUUCAAAGAAUCAGACCAAUGUAAGUCAAACCAAUCAGCAGAGACAAUCAGAUAGAGAGCAAGAGAGUCUGAGCCACCACCAAGCAAGUUCAAAUGGUCAGAAAGAAUCACUGAUGACAGUCACAUCAGACAUAGAGGAACGGGUGGAGGAAGAACAGAUGGAAGAGGAGGAGGAGGAGGAGGAAGAAGUAGUAACAUUUCAUAGUGUCACUGGGCCUGAAGGAAGAGAUGUGGCCUCCGAGCUUGAGCCAACGCAGCGGGGGGGAAUCAACGAGGAGCCAGAGAGCAGUGAUCCAACCAGCAGCUACCAAAAGACAACACCUGAGCCCAGCACCAGCUCCCCCGGGAGGACAGAGUACCUGACAACUCCUGUGGUCCGAUUCAUUACCACCACCACCGCCGCCGCCACCCAGAGACCGCAAAGGUUCAAGCUGGACGAGCACGAACCCAGCGGAAAGUCAGGUCAGAGGAUGUUUAACCUUCACAGUGAAGACGAGGAAAAGGUGACGGGGGAAGAUGAAGAGAGAAAAGAUCGCCCAGUGGUGCUCAUCGAACCUGAUGGGGGUCCAGGCGUCUCUGCUGAAGACCUGCUGCAGAGCUGCUGUGCUGCAGGCCAGAGAUGGGCCUCAGAAAAUCACCACUGCAACAACAUGCCAAUUCUGAACAACGAUAAGCAAUCCCUGUGCAGUGUUGCAGAGAAGCAGUGCUGCCUCAGCUCUGUGAGAGAGAGCCGCUGUGAAAUCGGCGUGAUGUCAGCCAGAGGAGGUGACACAUGUGAAGUGAAUGAGGAGGAGCAGUGCACAGAUGACACCUAUCAGGUGUGCUGCAGCUGCUGUGCCCUCGGUUUAAGGCUUCGCGCUGAAGGGCGGGGCUGCGACGCGCACCAGUACCUGGGCUACCCGUGUGGUCACGUAUUCCUCACCUGCUGCGAGGAGGGGGAAAGUUCGCUCCAGAUCCAGCUGAGGAGAAAGCAGAUGCCCAGACCCACUGCUUUGCCUAGAAAAGUCACUGACAGCAAGUUCCCCAAGGAAGCCUUCUCCAUCAGUGCCACAGAUGAAGCUGCCAACACGGUGGAGGAGCAGGAGGACGUGGAUGAGUGUCAGCUCUACGCGGGCCAGCUGUGCCAGCACACAUGCACCAACAUCUGGGGCUCCUACCGCUGUGAAUGUCAUCAGGGCUACAUCCUGCAGCAGGACGGACACUCCUGUGCACCAGUGAGUCCUGAUGAGGACAAUAGAGUCAGAGAGGAGCCUGCUGUGGUCCCAACACAAAGUACAACAACCAGUACAACCACCACCAGCCCGCCACGUGCCCGCUUCAAUCCUUGUGCAGAAAAUGGUCCUUGCAGUCAACAUUGUACGGCGGUGGCAGGCCGGGCUCGCUGCUCCUGCUUCCCAGGCUUCUCUCUGAUGAUGGACAGACACACGUGUGAAGAUGUGGACGAGUGUGUGACUAACACCCACAGUUGUCGUCCCAGCGAGCACUGUGUGAACACAGUGGGAUCAUUUGUAUGCGAGCUGCGGGUCACUUGUCCUGCAGGAUACCAGCUGAGGAACAGUGUUUGUGAGGACAUCGAUGAAUGUGUGCUGCGCACCCACAACUGUAGAAUGGGCUUUGUGUGCAAGAACACCAUGGGCUCUUUCCUGUGUAAUCCCAAGCAGAAGUGCAUGAGCGGCUUCACACAGGACUCUCACAGCAACUGCAUCGACAUAAAUGAGUGCAGCAGCCUGAGUGAGCCAUGCAGCUCCGGCUCUCACUGCAUCAACACAGUGGGCUCCUACACCUGCCAGCAGAAGACCAUAAUGUGCAGCCCCGGCUACCACGCCAGCCCAGAUGGAUCCAAGUGUGUUGACAUUGAUGAGUGUCAGAUGGGAACGCACCGCUGUGGAGUGGGCCAGAUCUGUCACAACCUGCCUGGCAGCUACCGCUGUGACUGUCAGACGGGCUACCAGUAUGACGCACUCCGCAAGGCCUGCAAUGAUGUAAAUGAGUGCUGGCGCUAUCCUGGCAGGCUGUGUGCCCAGACCUGUGAAAACACCCCGGGCUCCUACCACUGCUCAUGCACAGCCGGCUUCUCCCUGGCAUUUGAUGGCAAGAACUGUGAAGAUGUUAAUGAAUGUGAGAAGAACCCCUGCAGCCAGGAGUGUGCCAACAUCUACGGCUCGUACCAGUGCUACUGUCGCCAAGGUUACUACCUGAAAGAGGAUGGACACACCUGUGAAGAUAUUGAUGAGUGCUCCCAGAGCAUUGGGAACCUCUGUGCCUUCCAGUGUGUGAAUGUAGCUGGAAGUUAUAAGUGUGCCUGUCCUCCUCAUGGAUACUCCAUGUCCACCAAUGGACACACCUGCAGAGAUAUUGAUGAAUGCACAGCUGGCACCCACAACUGUUCCCUGACACAGACCUGCUAUAACCUACAGGGAGGCUUCAGAUGUCUCUCCUUCAACUGCCCUCCCAACUACAAGAGGGUUUCUGACACUCGCUGUGAGCGGACCAGUUGUCCCGCUAACUCCUUGGACUGUCAGAACUCCCCGGUCCGCAUCACGUACUACCAGCUCAGCUUCCAGACAAACAUCAUCAUCCCCGCCCAGAUCUUCCGAAUCGGACCAUCCCCAGCCUACACCGGCGAUCGCAUCACCAUCAGCAUCAUUAAGGGCAACGAGGAGAGCUACUUCAGCACCAGGAAGCUGAACAGCUUCACAGGCGCCGUCUACCUGCAGAGACAAGUCCGCAAGCCCAAAGACUUCCUGAUCGAUGUGGAGAUGAAGCUGCUGAGGCAAGGCUCGUUCACCUCGUUCCUCACCAGGAUUUACGUCUUUAUCACAUCGAGCACCAUAUAACACCGAAGAGAAUGGACUGGAACUUUCAAAUGGUGCUACUUUUAAUGUGCAGACUCUUCUUCGUCCAAGACUCCAAAGCAUUUUUCAAGAAUCUUGAAAAUGUCGCCAAAGAGCUCAUCGCCGCUUCUGUUGUCUUUGUCCAUCGCAAUCAUUUUUUUUCCUGAGAUAACGUGUAUUUGUAUUUACCAAAGUAUAUUCAUUUGACUCUUCAGUACACAGUAUAGCAUCACGUUGUUUAGUUCAAACAGACAGGAGCAAGGUGCUGCACAGUCACAGGCCUGCUCCCUUUUAUUUAAACCCUCACAAGAGUUUCUC